GUGAGCGUUGUGUAUGCAAUCACGUGGUUUCCAGUCCUGAUAAUCUACAUGCUCAACUACUACCAUGAGGCACAAGAGUACGGCAACAUCACCUACAUCAUUGGGAUCCUGAUCGUCACUUUCAACUCCUGCGUUAAUCCUUUCGUUUACGCAUUUGUUAAUGAGCGCUUCAGAAAUCACCUGAAGAAUCUGCUUCAACUGCCAUGUCUGAAACAAAACCGAAUACAACUAGAGCGACAACGACGUAAAGGCGGUUCAGAAAGCAGCAAUUCACAGCAGCCACGUCAUGCUUUUGAAAUCAAAGAGUAG
Porites evermanni is the source of this 309-nucleotide messenger RNA. NCBI's taxonomy places the organism in Eukaryota, Metazoa, Cnidaria, Anthozoa, Scleractinia, Poritidae. The record is from the annotation of a GenBank genome assembly.